AUGAUCUCUAUUGCUCAAACUUUAUCAUCCAGGUUAAUUGGAGCUAACGUGUUCUGCUCUGCGGAUGAAAAUUUAAAUAAGGUUCUUACAUUACAAUUUCGUGUUCAUUAUCAUGUUUUUGGAUUAACUACCACUAAAGCCAUCGGUAAUAAUAUUGAAGUAGCAGACAUUCAGCCAAAGAAUGCUAAUGUUUUAUUGAGUGAUUGUGAAAAGCUUUUGAGCAAAAUUAAAUCUAGCGAACCAACAAGAGAUUUAUUACAAAAAAUAUUAUUCAAUUGUAUGGGUAUGAUUUCAUUUCAUACCAAAGAUAUCCAAAAGUCGAAGAAUUUCUUCCAAAAAUCCAAUUCUAUUAAGAUCAAUGCUGAAGAUCAAAAAAAAUUUGAAACUUAUCUAAAGUUAGAAAGCUUAUACUAUGGAAGCAAAAUAAAUAAUAAUAACUUACAGUUAUACUAUGAUAAUUUAUUGCCUGUUCUGAACAACCGAAUUCCAAGUGAAUCAAAUGGGCUAACUAUGCAUGUGCUCCAAUUAAUUUUGGAACAAUUGAAAUCUAAUACAAACGAUGAUAUCAAAACUUUUUUUUCAUUGUUUAAGUCAGAUUCUCCCGUUUCUUCUGGUUUGUUACCACUUAUUGUAUGCUAUAUUUAUAGAACCAAUAAAAAUAUAAAAUUAGAUGAAUUUUUCCUAUCAAUUGGUAACGACAUAAUUUCAAAGGCAAAAUUUCCAAGUGCUGAAGAACAAAAUAAUGAAGAACUCGAACAAUUUUUGGUGUUUUUAGAUCUAUACUUCAGAGAUGAAUACACCAAGUCUGUUUCAAAUAAGUGGAAACAAUUCCUAAUUUCAUCCAUUGCAUCAACAUUUCAAAGCAUAUCAGUUGCAAGAGCAGCUCUUGUAUAUUUCGGUAAAUUUGGUGAAUCAGAAAAUGACAUGAAAGAGUCAAUACUAAACUUUGUAAACUAUACAAAGUAUAGUAAUAAAGAAGCAGAAUUACAAGAGGAGGAUAAUAUUGAGGAAUAUAGAGAUAUAAUUUCUUUAAUUGAUGCAUAUGCUUAUACAUUAAAGAUAGCUCACGAUGAAUCUACUAAUAUUGAAAAUCUUUAUGACUUUGACGAUACAUCAAUUGCUUUGUCGAAUUUACUAAAAACAGUUUAUGAGCAAAAUAAUUUUAAUUUUAUAGAUAAUAAUGACGCAUCUGACUGGAAAAAACUAUCUUUAAAGUUAAACUUACCUGGUAAUGUCAAGUUUGUUUUAUUCAAUGCUUGGAAAACACUUUAUGAAAUAAGACAAAAUAAACUGGAAUACUUGACAUCUAACAAUUUAUCAAUAUAUUUGGCAAAUUCCAUUUGUUUAGUUAACGAUUUAGAGCAAACAUUGCUUCCAGAAUUGGAGUUUUUGUAUGCAUAUAAUCUCGCACAACAAAGACAGUUGGAACCUGCAACAUCCUUUUUAAAGUCUGUUACUUUGGAGAAGUUCCCAGAACACUAUAAAUCAUGGCAUUUGUUGGCUUUAUGCGAUUCCGCUGUCAACGAAGAUAAAGAAACUGCAUUUAAAAUUGUUUGUUCAGUAUUGGAAGCGAUGAAAUUAAGCCUGGAACAGAAUAAAUUGACUCCUAGUGACAGGUGGCAAUAUAUCCAUUUACAAUUAACUCAAUUGAGUAUUGUUGAAGAUAACUUCGGUACUUCAGAAGCUCUUGAUCUGUUGCCCGAAGUAUUAGAGCUUUACUCUACAUUAUUCCCAGAAGGAUCUGAAGAUUCGUUCAAUUUAGGGACUGAAGUUUCUCAAUCUAAGGAAUAUUUACUUCAAACAAUCUGGAAUUUUGCUGCUAAUAUGUACAUGAAUAUCAAUGAAGAAUUUUUGGAGCAAGCUGAUGAUGCCAUUACCGAAGCAGUGAAUGUAAGUAAGAAAUUCAAAAAUUUAAACUGUAAUAUUACAAAAGGUAACCUUUUCUUAACUCAAGAAGCCCCAAACAAGGCUCUAAAAGAGUUUGAAUAUGUUUUACAUUACGAUAAAUAUAAUUUGGAAGCUUUAUUAGGAUUAGCUGAAAUAGUACUAGAUUCCGGCAAAAAUGAAAAAACAUCUAAUUCGCCAGAUGAAUAUUAUACAUUAGUACCACAAAAUAAUAUGAAACAAAGAACCUAUUCUAACAAUAUUUUUGCCAACGAAAAAGAUCAAUUAGCAACAAUUGCUAGGUUAAAAUAUUUGCUGGAAUACGCGACAAGUCAUAAAGUGGAAGCUUAUUACUCUGCAGAAAUAUGGUGGUACCUAUCUUUAAUAUAUGAAAAGUACCAAGAUAAACGUUACAAGUCAUCUAUAAUGAAUUGUAUUAGAUUUAAAGAAGCUACGCCAAUUCGUAGUUUUAAAUUCUGUAACUACUAA
Messenger RNA from Tetrapisispora phaffii CBS 4417, 2373 nucleotides. RefSeq names its product Ypp1p (gene YPP1). The transcript has a single exon. NCBI's taxonomy places the organism in Eukaryota, Fungi, Ascomycota, Saccharomycetes, Saccharomycetales, Saccharomycetaceae. The record is from RefSeq and is a predicted model, not a curated record. Gene Ontology annotation, molecular function: protein binding. Bases 1 to 2373 code for a protein of 790 amino acids.